AUGUGUGAGGCCAUUGGAAAGUUUGGUCCCGGGUAUGAGCCUCCUAGUCAACAUGAUCUUCGUGAGAAGUUGUUGAGUGAGGAGUAUGCAAGAACCAAGUCUUUGCUAGAUGAACGUGAAGGCCAAAAGAUCAAGCUUGGAUGCACCAUCAUGACCGAUGCAUGGACGGACAUCAAGAGGAGGAGCAUCAUGAAUGUGUGCAUGCAUUGUAGUGGUGGAACUUCUUUCCUCAAGUCAAAGGAGACUUCAGAUGUGUCACAUACCGUGGAAGUCAUAUUUGAACUAGUGGACAAGGCAAUUGAGGAGGUUAGGGCUGAACAUGUGAUGCAAGUUUGUACGGAUAAUGCUUUCAAUAACAUGGGAGCCAAGAAGAUGUUGCUUGAGAAGAGGCCAAAAAUAUUUUGGAGCUCUUGUGCAACUCACACCAUCAACUUGAUGCUCCAAGGAAUUGGCAACAUCAAAAGAAAGACAGAUGCUCUAAGGGCUAUGAUGGUUGAUAGAGCAUGGGAGGAGAUGCCAAUUGUGAAGUCCAAGAAGGGAAAAGAUACAACGGCCACCUUGAUGGAUGCCAACUUUUGGAAAGGAGUAACACUUUGCUUGAAGGUGUUUGAGCCAUUGGUGAUCCUUCUUCGUUUGUUUGAUGGGGAUGUCAAGCCAUCCAUGGCUUGGCUUUAUGGAGAGAUGUUGAAGGCAAAGAUCAAGAUCAAGGAGGCAUUUGGCGAUGUUGAGAAGAACUACAAAGAGACUAUAGCCAUCAUUGACAAGAAGUUGAAAGGAAGGCUUGAUACAUCACUGCACAAGACCGCAUAUCUCUUGAAUCCAUACUAUGCAUAUGCUAACAAAGAAAUAUUUGAUUGA
This is a messenger RNA of Brachypodium distachyon (stiff brome), 858 nucleotides long. RefSeq lists its product as uncharacterized. The coding region runs from base 1 to 858 and encodes 285 amino acids. Lineage: Eukaryota; Viridiplantae; Streptophyta; Magnoliopsida; Poales; Poaceae. The record is from RefSeq and is a predicted model, not a curated record. The transcript is spliced from 2 exons.